Messenger RNA from Cercopithifilaria johnstoni, 2958 nucleotides. The record is from the annotation of a GenBank genome assembly. Lineage: Eukaryota; Metazoa; Nematoda; Chromadorea; Rhabditida; Onchocercidae.
AUGGGUAUAAGUAUGGUUGGAUUCACCAAAGAUUUGCUCCUUUCAAGUGUGCAACAAACCGAUCAGGGAUUAUAUCAAUGCAUUGUAAGCAAUGCUAUUGGUGAACGAAGUAUGUUCAUCGGUUUAUUGGUUAUGGCUGAAGUUGACUCGGUAAUAACAAAUCUCGAGAUCGAAUGGAGCUCUCAACUUUCAGGUGGUAGUGCAAAUAGUGUACCAUUGCGCAGUGUUCGUUGUGCACCCGAUAAUUGGUGUGUUGCUAAAUGCUGCUCAUCGAAUUACAUAUUUUUUCCUCGACAAAAUUAUACCUUUCAAAUGUCAUUUUUCAAAACGGGUGCAGUCGGAAAAAUUACACCGCUUUCGGAACACGUAACAACUCUAUCCUGGGAUGGAGUAUCACAGAAAGCUAUGGAACUUACAAUAAGUAGAUCAAGUGAAGAGACAUUGGAAAUUUCGUGGGAUCGACCGUCGAUUGAUGUAGCAAAUGGCUUCAUACAGAAAUAUGUCAUCGAAUACUACGAAGAUUCUGAACCCACGCGUCAAAUGAAAAGAAGGGAUAUUUUACCAAACUCAACAUAUUGCCUUUUAAAUGGUAUAAAAUCAGAUGUGAUAUAUCGUUUCCGAGUUAUCCCAGUGACGCGUCGUGGUCUUCCACCUGAUAUAUACUUGAAAUUAAAUUCAAAUUUCACUUUCAUUGGCUAUUUAGUGGAAUCUGUGGAUAAAAACUUUCAUCCCGAUAUUGGGUCGUUACCGAUUGAUAUCGAACAGAGAGGUAGAUCAGUCAUCAUUCACUGGGAAGAAAUGUGGAAAACCUCAAAUUUCACUUCGCAAGAUCCAGAAAAUCAAGCAGUUCUUAUCCGCUAUGCUCGUUCUGAUAUAUCACCAUUGAAAGAAAAAGCGGAAGAAGGAUUAUUCAUCAAUGGAGCCAUGAAUCUAACUGAAAAAUUUGAUACGUCACGAACAUAUCAGUUUUGUAGCCGUCUUUAUGAUGGUCUUUUUUAUGGUCCUGACUUUUGUCGUAUAUAUCGUUUACCACCAACAGUGUUCGCUGAUAUAUUUAGUGGUCUUUCAAGUGGUAAUGGUCUUCCGAGGCCGGUAUUAUGCCAUAAUCGUAAGUUGUUUUUCGAUGAUGAUGUAAAUGAGGAUUUGUUGCUGAGUUGUGAACCAUCUUACGAAUUCGGUGAUGCAAUGCGUGUAACAUGGGAUUGGCCGAUAGACGAUCAUAGUGCGGAUGAAUUCCUUGUACAUUAUACUUUGAGUGACAGUAUUUUUCCUGAAGAUGACAGAUUGGUUAUUACCGAUGAAGCAUUCGCAGAUUUGCCAAGUCUUCGAUCUAAUACAACGUAUCGUGUAAUGAUAGAACCGAGGAAUAAAAUGGGCGGUGUUAAAGGUUCUUGGUUCAAUUGUACUACUCCUAUUCUAAGACAAAUUCCGGCACCGACAGGGGUAAUAUAUGAAGAAUUGAAUGCCACAGCCGUCCGAGUAUCUUGGAAUCCGAUUCAUCCAAAUCCACGUUGGAGUACGCCUGUUGGUUAUGUGAUACAGGUGCAGUCGUCAUCAACUUCUGUAUCAUCCGUAAAGGAUAUUCUUGUUGAUGGAAUUAGUGCAGCAAGCUACGUUAUAACACUACAACCAAACAUGUUGUACACUUUUCAAGUGGCCGCACGUUCGAGUACUGGUGAUUUGGGACAGCAUUCCUCUCCCUAUCCGUUUGCACCAUCACAUACCGGUAAAUCUGAUGGAGUAGAUGUUAAAAAGACGAAAAUAUUUCCGAAAUCGAGUCGAGAAGGGAUAUUAAUUGGGAUUGUUUUGAUAGUUGGCUUACUAACAUUGUGUUUCGGCGGUAUUUGUGCCCAUCUAAGGUUAAAACGACGUAAGCUUGAAAUGGGCAUGAAUGCUAAUGCAGCUAAUAGAGGAAUAAAUUCAUCAUGCAAUAAUAAUACAAAUUAUGAAAUGGAAUCACUGAUUACACGACGGCGAAGCGAAUUGAUUGAUACUGCUGAAAGCAAUGGUGUGUGGAAUGCGCCAAGUGAUACAGGGAUGCGUAAUCAGUUGAAUCUACCAAACAGUAUAUCAAAUGAGGUAGAAGCGAUAUAUUUAGAUACGAAGGGUGGUGAACAGGGCGCCUUACCAAGUGGACGAGAUAAAUAUCUGAGAUUAUUGAAUGAUAAAGAGCAACAGCGAUUCAAGGAGUGCUUUUUAUUUAAUGGUUUAUCAAGGCAAUCAUAUGUCAAGAACCACAUAUCUUGCAGAAAGAAGACGAGAAUUGUAAGCCAAAAUGAACCAUUCGUGAUUAUGGCGAAAAAAACGAACAAAUUGCUGGAUUCGAAAUGGAUGCGUGCAGCUUGUGGUAUCUCAGAUCCAUGGAGUGGAAGCUUGCCAUCUAAGAAACGAUUGGUGGGAGUUGAUUCUCUAUCAACAAGGGCAACAAAGGCAUGUUACCUAAUGACAGGCCACAUAUCAAUAAGCGCUUUUGAGAUUAGCAUUAUGAUGCCACAUAUAUUAUCGAAAUUGACUGCUUUGUCAGAUGUAACGCAACAGAGUGCAAUAAGCUAUAUAGAAUCGCUAGAUCAAGCGACUUCUUACACCAGUCUUAUUUGUCCACGAUCAACUUCGGUACAGUCACUUUAUGAGCAGAACGGUUUUAUCAAGCGAAGAAAUAGUAAUGUUAAGACAAGCGCUCCUAUUACGACUAGUAAUUAUAUGAUUUAUCCAUGCAACACUCAUUCCAGUCAAUCUCUAACUUGGUACGAUGCUGGAUCAGUUGAAAGUGAUUGCAUUAUGCGGCUACCUCGUGAUGCAUCCAAGAAACACGGUAAUAGCAACAAGGAGACAACGGCUUUUUGUUGUUCAUCAAUGCCGAAUCUCACUGAUUCGGGAAUUGUAUAUGAUGAGAUGCAUUCUCCUCAUCCACCUCCUCUUUCACCGCCUUCAUUGGUCAAUAAGCAUUUGGAAAGAUAA